AUGAGGACGCUGCUUACCCCGCCUUUUCUUGGACACAAUGCACGCGCAUUCCACUCUUUCGGUGUCCCACGACGCGCAUCCACCCUCUCUGGCUUCUUGGGCGGCGUUCUCAAAGCAACACACCGCAGUGGAAUCAACUCUAGCAGCAGCCAGGCUCGAAUCAGAAUAUCACUCGGUCGGAUAGGUGGCGGUGGCGGCGACAGGGGAUCCGGAGGGCCCAGGUUCCCUGGAUUGAACUCGAUACCAAGCAAUUACAUCUUCUAUGGGAUCAUGGCACUGAACGGCGCGGUAUUUGUGGGAUGGCAGAUGGCCACGGCGGAGUGGAAAAGUCUGGGUGACAGUAGCUCUUAUAUUCGGAUGAGGAAGAACUUCACAAGUUCAAUUUACAACCUCCAACAAGGAAGAUGGUAUACGCUUAUUACCAGCAGCUUUUCCCAUGAAAACUUUGGGCAUAUAUUCUUCAAUGGCUUCACCUACUUCUUUUUUGCGCCUGCAGCCCUUAAGAUGCUGGGGAACGCCAGCUUCCUGGCUCUCUACCUGGGAGGUGGUGUGGUGUGCUCUCUGACAAGUGUCCUUUGGAACCAGAUUCUGUCGCCCAGCCAUAUUCAAUGGUCUCAUGGUGCUAGCGGUGCCAUAUACUCGAUCAUCUCUCUAUCAGCAUGUGUGUCUCCCCGGACAACAUUCUUGAUUUACGGAAUCGUUCCGUUACCUGCAUGGGUCUUCUUAGCGGGUAUAUUCGCUUGGGACGGUUACAGUGCCAUAACACACAGGCAAUCGUCGACCGAUUCUGCCGGUCACAUUGGGGGACUCCUUACUGGAGUAGUCUACUUCCUUGCGAAACGCCGUAGAUUCUUCUGA
This is a messenger RNA of Epithele typhae, 858 nucleotides long. RefSeq lists its product as uncharacterized. The record is from RefSeq and is a predicted model, not a curated record. The transcript has 5 exons. Lineage: Eukaryota; Fungi; Basidiomycota; Agaricomycetes; Polyporales; Epitheliaceae. Gene Ontology annotation, molecular function: serine-type endopeptidase activity. Gene Ontology annotation, cellular component: membrane. Bases 1 to 858 code for a protein of 285 amino acids.